UACCAGAGAAAUUCUCCGGCAGGUUUUUUGGAAACAGCAGAAACCUGUUGGAGCAGGUACGGAGCAUGAAAAAGAAGCUAUGCCCUGCUAAAGAGUCGUGGCUGUUUGUUCUCCUGCACAAAGAAACGUCUGAGCAAGAGGAUAAAGAAGGAGGGCAAAACUGCAUUAGUCUCUUGAGAAGGACCAAAACUCAAAGAUGCACCAGGGUCGCCUGCGUUUACGGCCAUGGCUGGAAGAACAGAUUAAGUCAGGGAGAUAUCCUGGAGUCGUAUGGCUAGAUGAAACUGCUCAGGUCUUCCAGAUUCCUUGGAAACAUGCUGCUCGACAUGGCUGGAAUAUAGACAAGGACGCCACUUUGUUCCGAAACUGGGCCAUCCAUACAGGGAGAUACAAACCUGGCAUAGACAAACCAGAUCCCAAGACUUGGAAAGCCAACUUCCGCUGUGCUCUCAACUCCUUGCCAGACGUCCAAGAGCUUCGAGACAAAAGCAUCAAGAAAGGCCACAAUGCUUUUAGAGUCUAUAUUCUACUCCCCAACAGCAAAUUGCCAAAGAAGAGAAAAGUGUCCAGCUUAGACAUGGAGGAUGCCAGAGUUGGUUUGCCUGCAUUACUACCACACACCGGUGCACCUCUGGAAAGGUUUACGGAGGCUUUCUGGAAGUAUAAAGAGGACAUCAGAGGUGUUGCUCCUGAGAUGUUUGCUAAAAACUGCUACUCCACAUUACCAUCAGUGAAAGAAGAGCGCUCAGCUACCUACUGCUGUUCCCCAGCCAAUAUCAGCAUGUCAGCACAUGAAGUCCAAGCAAAUGCAAUGGAAGACCAUGAGCAGACUGAAGCAGUGUUAAAGAUAGUAGACCACCUACAGAACACAGACCACUGGAGCCCUUUGCAUGAGCGUGAAAGAGGCUGGAGACCAGCAAAUUCCUGGAUGGAAGGUCUUUAUGAAACAAUGGACUGUUCUAGCUACCCCUUCCAGGCAGACUGGCACAAUCACAACAUGACAAGUCAAUUUGUCUGAGAUAACCAGCAAGACAGCUAAUCAAAGUUUUCAGUAACACUUACAGUGGAUCAUAAGCAUUACAAAAGUGCAAUCAAAUACAGAACACACAACUAAUGGACCUUCUUCCUGAUUGUUUGACAAACUAUAAGCAUGACUGCCUGUAUAUGAAUAUUAGGUGCACUAAGAAUGCUAGUGAUUGCUAUUAAGCUAUAACCAUGUUUUGUGUGAAAUGCAUUACAUCUAUCAAACUCUUUAAUUUAGGCCUCAGUCUAUAAUGCUGAAGUUGAUUUUUUUCUCUUUUUUUCUGCACUGUCAUGAUCACUUUCUAAGCUGAUACAGACUUGGACUAAAUGUGACUUCUGCUUUAGAUUUUCAGGAGCACGUACGUCUAUUCAGACACUUCCUGUCCAAAUGAAGACUGAGUGGUGCUUUAAGGUUUUUUUCCCCCCCUGCUUUUUGUUCAAACUUAUUACUACAGUAAUGACAAUUGCGCUGAGUAACUUGACACAUAUAGUUCCAGAACUUUGUCAGUCCUACAUUGCUUUUAUAAUAAAUAUAAUUUUUUAUACUUUAAAAUUGUACAUUUCUUUGACAAACCAUGUGUCUACUGAGUGAAAUUAAAAUGAAUUCUUGCUUGAAGACG
Messenger RNA from Pangasianodon hypophthalmus (striped catfish), 1643 nucleotides. It is a transcript of the gene irf1a, whose product is annotated as interferon regulatory factor 1a. The record is from RefSeq and is a predicted model, not a curated record. Gene Ontology annotation, cellular component: nucleus. Gene Ontology annotation, molecular function: DNA-binding transcription factor activity, RNA polymerase II-specific; RNA polymerase II cis-regulatory region sequence-specific DNA binding. Lineage: Eukaryota; Metazoa; Chordata; Actinopteri; Siluriformes; Pangasiidae. Gene Ontology annotation, biological process: immune system process; regulation of transcription by RNA polymerase II. The transcript has 9 exons. The coding region runs from base 197 to 1018 and encodes 273 amino acids.